Messenger RNA from Cryptotermes secundus, 2535 nucleotides. Its product is annotated as methylosome protein 50. The transcript has 7 exons. The record is from RefSeq and is a predicted model, not a curated record. Gene Ontology annotation, cellular component: methylosome. The coding region runs from base 473 to 1555 and encodes 360 amino acids. Gene Ontology annotation, molecular function: protein binding. NCBI's taxonomy places the organism in Eukaryota, Metazoa, Arthropoda, Insecta, Blattodea, Kalotermitidae. Gene Ontology annotation, biological process: oocyte axis specification.
AUAUGUCUUCCUUUUUUAUUUUGUUACUAAUGCCUGUAGUUAUAUUAAAGACUGUGCGUUUAAAUGUUUAAUAUUUGUACAGUGUAGCAGCAAGUUUCAAGUUACGGUAGCCGUACGUCUGAAGCGUCUGAAGACAGCACAUUGUCACAGCCCGUUUUCACGAUUUAUCUUGGCAUCUAAGUAUUUCAAUUGUGGGAAAUUCUGCGCGUGAUAAAACAACCUUCUCUGUUCUAAAAUAAUUAGUAAAUUUAUUAUGCAACAAUGAAAGUUUUAAAUAGUCUUAUUUCCAUUUAAUACAAAUCUCUACCAAUCGAAUUCACCUUUCUGUAAUUGAUCCUUGCGUACCUCGGCUGUGCUUGUCGUGAUACGUGGGUUAGAUUGUGCGCCGGAUUGUAAGCAUAUGACCUGUGCGUGAGGUUAUGUUGUGGUGAUUGCAGUUUCAUGUUUUGGAUGUGUUACUAUUAUAAUUUAUAUGGAUUCCGUAUGCAUAGAAGUUGAACCGAAUCGGAAUGCUGAAGCAUAUCGCAAUUAUCAGCCCGCAGCUUUACCAGCACAAGUUGAAAAGUAUUUAGAUGUGAUGGAAAUAUGUGAAGAUGGUUACAUGUUGCUUGGCUGCUCUAAUUUGACUGGACGCUUUUGGACUGGUUCUUUGUGGUACUUUCUUGAUCCUGACUCUGCACCAGAUGUAGAAAAAUGUCUCACAGGCAUUGAAUGUGAGACAGGUAUCACCGAUGGCAAAUUCCUUGAAGACAACAACAAGGUCAUUAUUGGUGAGGACUCUGGUGUGGUGCAAGUAUUGGGUCUCUCUGAGUCACCAGGCGAGCAUACCUUCCAUUUUGAGUCAUUGAGUUCAGUAUGUGAACAUGAUGAUAGUGUCUUAUCAGUUUCUGUAUUUUCGGAUGGAAAACGAGCUGUUACAGGAGGUUUAGAUAUGAAUAUCAAAGUUUGGAGUGUUGAAUCUUUGACUUCUGAAUGCACAUACCGACCUGCACAUCUACACCAAGUGUCCUCUGUGUGCACACAUCCACAAGAUGGCAGCAGUGUGUUUGCUUCAUGUUCACUCGAUGGCAUGGCUCUUAUAUGGGAUACUCGAAAUGCAAAGCCUGCCAGAGUUGCUUUGAAUGAUGGCUCACAAGGGUUAACAUCAGUUGCUUGGCACAUGUCACAAAGUGAUUUAUUGGCUGUUGGUUCAAAUUCAGGAGACAUAAUAAUGAUAGAUGUCCGACAAUUGAAAGAACCACUUGGGUUGUCGUGCUGUUUUAUUCGUCCAAUUCAUCGCUUAAGAUUUGCCCAUCAUUGGCCGGAAUUGCUAGCAGUGUGUGCAGAUGACUCCAGACUGAAGGUGCUAGAUUGUACUGCCAGUUCUCCGACUGUAAUAUAUGAAGAUGACCGCCAUGAUGACUUUGUGCGUGGAUUGGCAUGGCACCCCAGAAGUGAGAGUUUAUUCUCAUGUGGUUGGGACAAGCAAGUGUUGGCACAUAAGUUUGCUCUUUCUCGUAACAAAAUGGAGGUAAAUGGUAUAAUUGAGAAAGAUGUAGAUCAAGAACAGAACUGAAAAAAAAAGAAGGAAGAAUUUCUGUAUUUUAACAGGGAAUCUCUGUAACAUUCCUUGUGGUAGGCCAGAAGGUCACAGGAGAAUAUCUUUAUAUCAUCGUAAAUAUAAGAAAUACAGUGGAACCUCUGUGAAGUUUUUUGUUUCCACUUGUUAUGAAUUUUGGGAUUCUCACAACAUUGAAUGUUAAGACUGCAGUCUGAAUUAUGAUGCCAUGCAAUUCUGGUAGAUAGAUCAUUUAUCAUUAUAUCCUGUUGUGUUUUUUAUUGUGUUAUAAGUAAAACUGUUUUUUUAUCUUUUAAAAGCACAACUCUGUAUGCUGGCUGAAAAGUACUGAAAAUCCAGUAUAUAUUUUGCCCUGUAUUGAUCAUCUUGAGGUCAUACAAUAUCAGAAAUGUUAACUAGUGAAUUAUUAGUCUAAGUUGAAACAUUGAUCUAAUUAUCCACAAAUGUAUGUAGCUUUCUCAUGCUUGCUUUGUGAGAUGAUGAUAUGCCAUUAUUCCUUGGUUGUUCAAAGUCAUAGAUUAAAAUAGUGUAUGCUAAAACAAGAUAAAAUGUAAAAAGAAAAAAGAGAUUGUGUUUUGUUGCAAUAAUGCUGAAGGAAAAACUUAGUGGUGUCAGUUAGGUCUAGUAGGUAGAUACCAGUAUUUCAGAGGAACAAGGUGUCUGUCGUUUGGGUAGAAGAUGGAGCAGCAGUAGAAAAUGUGAACAGGUUCCUCUGAAAUGGUACCUAUUUACAGAACUACACAGUGUUCCAUUGUAGAAAAUCAUGAUUUUAUUACCCAGUGCUGUGAGAGUACGUGAGGUGUCACAAAUUAGUUUCAGUUGUGACAGUGAUAAGUGAUGUUGCACGUGAAGAAAUGGUGUUUCAAUCAAACACGAAAAUAUAAAAAUAUCUGAAUAACACAUAAAUGCAUCAAAGAAGGUGGUGAAAUUAAAAAUACAGAAUGACAUAAGGCUUAUGGUAGAAGAUGUCUUUUUUG